Molecule: messenger RNA, 647 nt
Organism: Stegodyphus dumicola
Lineage: Eukaryota; Metazoa; Arthropoda; Arachnida; Araneae; Eresidae
Biological process (GO): mRNA 3'-end processing
Cellular component (GO): mRNA cleavage and polyadenylation specificity factor complex
Molecular function (GO): mRNA binding
Source: RefSeq, a predicted model, not a curated record
UAUGCGUAUUAUGGGUGACAGAGAUAUGAGGCAGCUGCCUCUUGGUGACAGAGACAUGCGCCAACUACCAAUUUUGAGUGGUGACAAAGACAUUAGACAAUCUGCUGCUGAUCAGGAUUAUAGGACUUUAGUCAAUAAUCGGCCAUUUGACCCAAGGUUUAGAAACAUGCAAGGUUCAGAUAGUGCUGGCAGUCGAGGUUCUUCAUUUGACAGAAUGAGAACUGGGGCCAAUUCUGACCCAAGAACUGCUUUCGAGGGACGUGUGGCUGCUGCUGCUCGAGUAGAAGAUCCCCGCAAGGCUCUGAGUGCUGCAAGCGUGAAUUCUAGGGCAGGCAUAGUCAGUGCUUCACCUGCUUCAACUGUUGGUGUGUCAUCUUCUAGCACCACCCAACCUGUACACCACUCUGUUGCUGCCCCUGCACCUGCAUCUUCUGCAUUAGCUCCGCAAGAUCAAGAGAAGGCUGCUUUAAUAAUGCAAGUUUUGCAGUUGUCAGAUCAGCAGAUUGCAAUGUUGCCUCCCGAACAGCGUCAGAGUAUAUUGGUUCUGAAAGAACAAAUAGCUCGAAGUCAAAUUUCCUAAGGACUGAAUAUUAAUUGUAUUUUAUUUAAUGUGCAAUUUACAUUUCAUAAAUAUUUUUUAAAUGGAA